CGGACGUGGAAUUGUUGCUCAGCUUGUCGCCAUGCCUUCCCUUCUACAAGCGGGCAUGUCCGAGUUUCGGACCAUCUUUGGAAUGUCCUCCUCCAGCAGAGGUGACAGACCAGGACCUCCGCCUCCGUUUCCAGAUGUACAACAGGGGAGCGGCGGUGUGCCGGUGUGGGUGUCGAUUGAUCCACGCAGCGGAGAAUUGAGUGCGUACCCGCAAGCUGCUGUGCACAAGCUGGAGCAUGCCUACGCAAGACACAGCAGGGAGGUGCGCCUUGCCGGGCUGGGCCUGGGCCCAGUCUACGAGACGCUUAUCGUGGACUUCCACGGGGAACGACCGGUGCAGAAGCGGGAGGGCGGCGGGAAGCGAGACGUGCGGCGCUUUGUCGUGGACCCGAGUGCCCCUCCCCAGGUCACCGUGCACGUGGUCCGGGAGCGCGGCUGGCGCAUCAGCGACAUAGCUGUGCCGGGCGUCACCGAGGAGCGUGUCGUAAUGCUGGACGCCCCUCCCCCUCCACCUCCGUUGCCUCCGCCAGAUCGGCAUUUCCUAGGCACCUUUCGACAUCCGAGUCCGGAGGAUCUGCAGGAAAGGGCGGCAAAUCUUGAAGCCGACGAUGCUGCAGAGCUCGUUGGGCUCUGGGAAUGGUGCCGGGUGGCGGAGGCGCACGGUCCCAGCCAGUUGUCAGAUGAGGAUUGGGCUGCGUACAGCGCUGCCAACAACACCGAGAUAGAAGCAGCUUUCCGGGAUCAGGCUGUGAAAGUUCAGAUCACCAUUGGUAUUCGCAGCUACGACGUCCUUUUUGAGGGGUCACUUGCUGGCGGCAAGCAGGUUGAUACCAAGCAGAAGAAACGUCGCUUGGUCCGGCGCAGAGCUGUGACCGCCGCGGUGCGAGAGGCAUGCUUGCAAGGGGCGGAAUCUGCAGUGCAGGAGGCUUUGCGUCAGGAUCCAUCCUUGGCGGACGCGGAGUGCGUCAUUUGCGCAGAGGCUUUUGCAGACACGUUUGCCAUGCCCGUGGUGCAGCUUCCCUGUGGGCACAAGUUCCACGGGGCCUGUGCUCAGUCACUUGCGGACCGGAGGAAGACUUGUCCGUACUGCCGCGCGGAGGUGGAUUGGAAGCAAGUGAGGGAAGUGCACAUGUUUGGGGGUGAGUCCAACCUUGGAGUGUGACCAGCUACGAGCAUUUAAGCUUAGGAGCGCCGGUGACUGCCAAAGGCAUGUCCGAGCCAGAUUGGGCACUUCGUCCGCAAAAGAUCCUUUUUUUGAC
Messenger RNA from Effrenium voratum, 1259 nucleotides. The record is from the annotation of a GenBank genome assembly. NCBI's taxonomy places the organism in Eukaryota, Dinophyceae, Suessiales, Symbiodiniaceae.